UCGAUGAACUCCGACUCCGACUCCGCCGCCUCCCACGUCUCCUCCACCCCUCCUCGCAUCCCCAACCCCAAGCCCUUCCCAAGAUCCGAGCAUAAGCGCAAAUCCUCUCCAAAAUCCCAACCCUCUCAUCCUCCGACGCCUUCAUCCGGCGAUCCUCCGAUCACCUCUCUCCAUGGAGUCCCUCUCAAGAUCCACCGGUCAUCAUCAUCGGAUCAUCAUCGCAGCACUUCCUUCUCCACCCUCUUCAAGUCCCGCCGGCCUGCUUUUGAUCCCUUUGAUCUCCAAUCCAUCGCAGAUCCAUCCCCUCCCAAGAAACCCCCGCCGCCGGAUCGCGUUGAUCCUUCCAAACUCCACCGCAACUGGAUCCCCUCCUCCGCGCCUCCGGAGUUGCCGCAGAAGCGGCUGCGGUUCAGCUCCGAAGGAAACUUCGUCCGCCUUAACAUCAAUGGCUAUGGACGCCGGCAUUCCUUUAGGAAUGGAAGAAAAGGGAAAAAGCUUCUGAGGUUUCGGAAGAGAUCUGGUAAGCCUCGAACUAAAUCCACUGGGGAGAAUGAGGUCGAAAUGGGCUGUUUGGAAGAAGAAGAAGAAGAAGAAGAGUCGUGUUUGGGGGAUUUUCAGAUGCAGGAAAGGAGCUCAGGCUUUGAUUUGGGGAGGAUUGAGGAGGCUAUUAUGGCUGCAAGAGAGGAUCCAUCGGAGGUAAAUUUGUUGGAAUUGUUGAGACUGGUCUAUGGGCACAGUUCAUUUCGAGAUGGGCAGCUGGAGGCUAUCCAGAAGGUUGUUGCUGGGGAGUCCACGAUGCUUGUGUUGCCCACUGGCGCCGGGAAGUCACUUUGUUAUCAGUUGCCGGCUUUGAUUUUACCUGGGGUGACAUUGGUUGUGAGUCCUCUGGUUGCCUUGAUGGUUGAUCAACUGAAGCAUCUUCCUUCAGUGAUUCCGGGUGGGCUACUUUCCAGCAAUCAGACAAAUGAAGAGGCUUCUGCAACACUAGAUAGGCUCAGAGAAGGGAAAAUAAAGGUGCUCUUUGUUUCACCUGAGAGAUUCUUAAAUAAAGGGUUCUUAUCAGUAUUUGGAAGUACAAUUAUUUCCUUUGUAGCGGUUGAUGAGGCUCAUUGCAUUUCUGAAUGGUCUCACAAUUUUCGGCCCUCAUAUUUGAGGCUCAGGGCCUCAAUACUUCGAGCAAAGCUUAACGUUAAGUGUAUGCUUGCUAUGACUGCCACAGCAACAUCUAAAACAUUACAAGAGAUAAUGCAUGCUUUAGAAAUUCCAGCUGCGAAUCUUAUUCAGACAUGCCAAAUAAGAGACAACAUCCAACUCUUUGUGAUUUCUAGUGGGAAUAGGCAAGAUUGCUUUUUCUUUUUCACAAAGCUUGAGUUUGACCAUGCAAUGGCUUUCCCUUGUUUUAAUUUCCUGUGCCGUUAUUCUAUCAACUACAGAUUGAAAGACUUAUUGAUGCUGAUGAAGUCUUCAUCUUUAGUCGAUAAGCAAAGUGUCAUUAUUUAUUGCAAAUUUCAGGUUGAGACUGAUAUGGUGACCAAGUAUCUUUGUGAUAAUAAUAUCCUUGCCAAGGGAUAUCAUAGUAGCUUACCUGCAAGGGAUAGGAAUCGCAUACAGGAACUCUUUUGUUCUAACAAGAUCAGAGUGGUUGUGGCAACUGUGGCGUUUGGCAUGGGCCUGGAUAAGAGUGACGUUGAUUUAGUGAUUCAUUACAGUCUGCCUGAAAGCUUGGAAGAAUAUGUACAGAAAACAGGACGUGCUGGAAGGGACGGCAGACUUUCUUUUUGCCAUCUACUUCUUGAUGACCUUACCUAUUAUAAGCUCCGUAGUCUUUUAUACAGUGAUGGCGUAGAUGAAUAUGCGAUAAAUAAACUACUCUGUGAAAUUUUUUCUGAUGGCAUCGUUCAAGAUGGACACGCUAGUUCCCUCGUUAAGGAAUCAGCAUCAAGGAAAUUUGAUAUGAAAGAAGAGGUGCUGCUUACUAUUCUAACACAGUUGGAGCUUGGUGAUGUGCAAUAUCUACACCUACUUCCACAACUCAAUGUGACUUGUACCUUGUAUUUUCACAAGACAUCACCAGAUUUGCUUUCGAAAAAGGAUAUUCUGAUUGCAACCAUCAUGAAGAAAUCAGAGAUAAAGCAAGGAUACUUUGUGUUUGACAUACCCACAGUGGCAAAUACAGUUGGCAUAACCCCAACUGACCUAUUGAAUAAGCUGAAAAAUCUCAAGUUCAUGGGAGAAAUAACAUAUGACCUGAAGGAUCCAGCAUUUUGUUUUACAAUUAUAAAGGUGCCAGAUGAUUAUUGCUCUCUCACAUCUCGUAUCACUAACUGGCUGUCUGAGGUUGAACAAUGUAAGGUGCAAAAAUUAGAUGAAAUGUUCCACGUUGCAACAUUUGCUGCCAAGGAGUGUCCCAAAGUUGAUGGAUGCUUUGAUAAUAUGCACACACCCUGCAUCCAAAAGAAAAUCCUGGACUACUUUUGUAGAGAUGCCAAUGCCCCAUCAGAUGAUGUUUUCACUAAGAUGGGACGCAGCAGCCCAUUUCUGCAUGCAGAUAUAAAGGUAUUUUUGCAGAGCAAUUCACAUGUCAAGUUUACCCCAAGAGCAAUAGCAAGAAUUAUGCAUGGUAUCCCUAGCCCAUCUUUUCCCUCUGCAACUUGGUCUAAAUGUCAUUUCUGGGAGAGAUAUUCACAGAUUGAUUUUGCAGUAGUGAUGAAAGCUGCCACAUCAGAGCUGAUGCAUUUUGAUAGGAAAACUUAGCUUGUGAACCAAUAAUCUUUAACAGUUGACACAAAUGGUUGCACUUUGGCACAAACUGAGCCUUUGUAAAGGGAGACCAAACUCACAUUCAUGCCAAAACAACAAGAAAUCAUAGGAGUGAUGCAAGUGAUAUACUAGAGAAUCCAUCAAACAUUUGCAAGUGGAGUUGAUCUUUUUCCCUUGCUGAUGAUUCAUGAACACAAGAUUCUACAAUUAGUGGAUCAGUCACUUGGCUACCAGUAUGUAUUGCAAAUACACUCAUCACCAAUUGUCAACAAUGUGGCCCAAUGUUCCUCUUUGCAGCACUGGCUUGGUUGGGGAAGGAAACCAGGAAAUUUCUACAAAUAAAUGCUGAUGAGGAUCCAUCUUGUAUAAGUUAAGCUUCUUUUUCCAGUUUCUUAUGGUUUCUUUAAUAACUUAUGUAGUUUUGAAGAAUAUAUUUGUAUGUUUUUCUUUGCAUGUAAUUGAUUUCGAGUAAGUCAAACAUGUGCCUUACGUGAGAUUUUUUUUUUGAAUAAUAGAUACAAGCGCAUUUUUUUUUAUAUGAAUAUAAACAGUACUGAAAUCCGGAUAUACAAUGUAUGUACAAUAUGAAAAUAGUA
Molecule: messenger RNA, 3356 nt
Organism: Dioscorea cayenensis subsp. rotundata (Guinea yam)
Lineage: Eukaryota; Viridiplantae; Streptophyta; Magnoliopsida; Dioscoreales; Dioscoreaceae
Product: ATP-dependent DNA helicase Q-like 5
Exons: 19
Coding region: 4-2754 (916 amino acids)
Biological process (GO): double-strand break repair via homologous recombination
Cellular component (GO): chromosome; cytoplasm; nucleus
Molecular function (GO): 3'-5' DNA helicase activity; ATP binding; nucleic acid binding
Source: RefSeq, a predicted model, not a curated record